Molecule: messenger RNA, 1110 nt
Organism: Caenorhabditis briggsae
Lineage: Eukaryota; Metazoa; Nematoda; Chromadorea; Rhabditida; Rhabditidae
Gene: Cbr-dpr-1
Product: Protein CBR-DPR-1
Exons: 8
Coding region: 1-1110 (369 amino acids)
Biological process (GO): regulation of DNA-templated transcription
Molecular function (GO): sequence-specific DNA binding; zinc ion binding; DNA-binding transcription factor activity
Source: RefSeq, a predicted model, not a curated record
AUGUGUGCUGAAAUCGCUCAAAUCGGUGAUGGAAUCAAAACUUGUCUUGUCUGCACUAUCACUGAAAACGUUCGACAUCAUUUCGGGUCCACAACUUGUCUUGCGUGUGCUUCGUUUUUUCGAAGAACCGUUUCUCUGAAUAUUCAGUACGUCUGCAAACAAUCAAACAACUGUCCAGUGUCCUAUGCUGUUCGUAGUGGAUGUCGAGCGUGUCGUUUCCAAAACUGCUUGUUCGCUGGAAUGAAGUCCAAAAUGGUCCGAGGAAAACGAGACAUCAACAAGGUCCCAAAAUACGUUCGGGAGAAUAUCAGUCAUGGAAACGAAGUAAUCGUGAGAGAUUAUGCAACUUCUACAUUUGAAUCUCUCCGGGGAUUUCCACGGCGGGAAGGAAUAGAAAGAGAAGAAAUAGAAAAACCAAUAGAAAAUGAAGACGUUCUAAAACUUUUGAAUAUCACUGCUGAUCAGCUUCUGGAGUAUUAUCAAGAAUUGAACGAAAAGGAACCAUUCCCACUGAACAAAAUAUCAUUCGAUUCCUUCUUUUCCUUAAAUCAACAAAGUCUAUCUGAUGCCGUGUCGAUCUGUAACAACUGUCCAGGAUCUGAUCUGUUGAACUCUGAAGACAUUGGGAUUCUCCUGCAGUAUACUUCUUUUGCAAACUUAUGGCUGGAUUCGUUAUGGGAUCAGAUUCAUCUGGAUGAUGAGAUGGGAGAGGAGAACCAGGAGGAUCAGGGGAUAAGGAGGCUAUUUACUGAAUUCGUCAAUCAUUUCUUUGAAAACGUCGGGAACAUUCUUCGCAGCUUGAAUCUUGACAUUGUGGAGUAUGCCCUUCUAAAAUCGUUGGUCAUUUGGAAGCUAGGAGUUGUUGAUUUCAGCACAACUCUUAAAAUUGUUGCCCAAGAACACUAUCUUGGGGUCACAUGGGCAGUUACAGAGUAUUACAAGAGCGAGAAAAAUAUGGAUCAGUUCGAGAUUGCCCUGAGGAUUGCUGAUCUAACACUGCUUCUUGGUCCUAUUUUCAACAGCUAUCGUGAAAUGGUCAGUUUGUACGAGAAGCUUGGAGAUCACUUCGGUUCCAAGAAAAUUGUGGGAGACGAGAGAAUGGAUCAUUGA